Messenger RNA from Centruroides sculpturatus (bark scorpion), 1049 nucleotides. It is a transcript of the gene CSN7, whose product is annotated as COP9 signalosome complex subunit 7b-like. The transcript has a single exon. Gene Ontology annotation, biological process: COP9 signalosome assembly. Bases 185 to 976 code for a protein of 263 amino acids. Gene Ontology annotation, cellular component: COP9 signalosome. The record is from RefSeq and is a predicted model, not a curated record. NCBI's taxonomy places the organism in Eukaryota, Metazoa, Arthropoda, Arachnida, Scorpiones, Buthidae.
CCUGUUAAUUAGGUAGUUAAUCGUGCAGUUUAAUUAUUAAAAAAACUAAUAUUACCAAGAAAUUUUUGUUAACUGAGAUGCGCCCCCUAUAGGCGGAUGAGAAUAUUUGCUAUUUAGUUUUACUGUAUUAAUGAAUGGUAAAGCUAGUUCGUUGAUUUCGUUUUUGUCGCUCCGAAGAUAAACGAUGGCCGAGAAAGUGACGCCAACUAAUCAGUCUGCGUUAUUAGAACAAUAUCUGAUGCUUGCAAAGUUAAAAGGAUCAUCCGCUGUCGAGUUGAUACGUCAGGUAUUGGAAGCGCCCUCCAUAUACGUGUUUGGAGAAUUGCUCGAUCUUCCAUCCAUUCAAGAGCUCAAAGGAGGACCCGAUGAUGCUUAUUAUCAGCUUCUAAACUUGUUUGCUUAUGGAACUUAUUCUAAUUAUCUAGAAAAUGCCGCCCAUCUUCCACCUCUCACUCCUUCUAUGGUGGCCAAGUUGAGACACUUGACAAUAGUGUCUCUUGCUACUAAAUCUAAAUGCAUUCCUUAUUCGACCCUUCUAAAAGAGCUAGACUUAAAAAAUUUGCGCGAGUUGGAAGAUCUAAUCAUUGAAGUCAUCUAUGCGGAUGUGGUCAGCGGCAAAUUAGACCAGAAGAACAAUCAGCUGGAAAUAGACUACACCAUCGGAAGGGAUAUCCGUGCCGACGAUAUAGAUUCGGUGGUGGCCGUCUUGCAGGAGUGGUGCGAUGGUUGCGAGAUGGUGCUGAGCAACAUUGAGACUCAGAUAACGAAGGCCAACGCUCUGAAGGACGGACACGUCAAGCUGAAGCAGCAGAUCGAGACCGAAGUUACGAAUAUUAAGAAAUCGUUAAAGGCGCAGGCUCAAGAUAGCGAAGAUCAAAUGGCCGGGGAUAUAAGAGAUGGAAGUUUGUUGGAUAAACCUAGUAGAAAACAGGCAAAGAGUAAAAUUAGAGGAACUGGAAAAUUUUGGCAGAAAUAAAUAUUUGUACAUCUGUAUUUAGCAUUCAGAUUGAGAAUUAUUGCUUUACGUUAAUAAAAAGAUAAUAAUUUGA